AUGAUCGCUGUACAGAAACCGCCAUCAAUGUUCUCCUCGCCCGCUUUCCGUCCUGCCCACGCAAGGCUCACUUCGGUCCCCGUCGUCGUCCGCCCUUCGCACGUCCCCGGCGUCCUCAACCUCUCCAAGCCUGUUCAGUUCUCUCCCCGCCCGCAGCACGCUCAACCUCAAUCCCGUGCUCCCCGUGUGUCCCCCAAGAACAAGCCCCAGCAGCGCUCGCCCCAGCUCUCCCGCGCGCAGCCUGCCCCCGUUGAGAAGUCCCAGCCCGCCCCCCUCUCUCUCGCGAAGGUCGAACAGCCUACCCCGACGUCCGAUAGCUCUCCCCGGGGUCGUAAGCAGCACAAGAACCGUAAGGACAGUGGUCGCAGGGGAGCUUCUGUCUCCCCUUCUGAUGUCGCUGCGCGGCGACACGCCCACCAACCCUCCCCUACUCCUGUUCGCACACCCUCGCCUUCCCAGAAGGCUCCCGCCGCUCCCCGAGCUCAGGUCUCUCGGGCCAAGCCAGAGGUUUCGUCCGACCCCUUCAUCGUCGACGUCGACGCCGCCAGCAAGCAGGACUGCAAGGCCCCCCGCUCCGCCCCCAAGCUCGCCUCGCAGCCCUCGGGCAAGCUCGCCCGCCGCCGCCAGGCCGGUCAACACGACUCGCCGGUCCCCCAGUCCCCUCUCGCCGCAAGAUCGGCCGGGCCGCCAACGAGGAGACUACUGCGCACCCCCAGUCAGUCUCUGCUAUCCGUCGCCCUCCCCCUCGCCGCGCCACGACCUCACCCCCCCACCACUCCCAUCCGGGAGGUUGCUUCGGUCCCUCCGAAGGCAGGCAUGAGGGGUACGUGGCAGCAGGAGAACUUCAUCGUUGACGACGCCCCUCGCACUGCCCCGUUGUCGUCGACCGUCGGCUUCCCCUUCGCCGGGACCAGCCCCUGCUCCACCCCGACUCCGGCCCAGCGUCGUCGCAACCAUCGCCGUGUUCCCAGCGAGGGUGUUUUCGCGAUGUCAACCGACGAGGAGUCCGCCUCGUCGUCCGCGUCGGACCUCUUCGAGGCCAUGCACAUCAAGCGCCGCGGCGUCACCAUCCCUCGUGCUCGCUGCUCCACUGGACCUUCCCCCUCGGCCUUCGGCGCCUCUACCGUUGACCAACUCACUUCAUCGUCCGCGCCGUCCCUCGCGGCUGGAUUUUUCGCGGGCUCUGUCUUCCAAAACUCGCCAAGUCCGGACGAUCUCCCUGCCCCCUCUUUUGCGGUGUAA
Messenger RNA from Epithele typhae, 1242 nucleotides. RefSeq lists its product as uncharacterized. The transcript is spliced from 3 exons. The record is from RefSeq and is a predicted model, not a curated record. Lineage: Eukaryota; Fungi; Basidiomycota; Agaricomycetes; Polyporales; Epitheliaceae. Bases 1 to 1242 code for a protein of 413 amino acids.